Molecule: messenger RNA, 3063 nt
Organism: Fonticula alba
Lineage: Eukaryota; Rotosphaerida; Fonticulaceae
Exons: 6
Coding region: 1-3063 (1020 amino acids)
Biological process (GO): intracellular protein transport; vesicle-mediated transport
Cellular component (GO): clathrin adaptor complex; membrane coat
Source: RefSeq, a predicted model, not a curated record
AUGGCCGUCCCCAUCCCCACCACUUCUGGACCCACAUCAUCCCGUGUGAGUCCCCCUGUGCGCACAUCGGCACCAAGCAUGUCUGGAAGCAAGUUCUUCGCCACCACCAAGAAGGGUGAGAUCUACGAGAUCAAGGCCGACCUCAAUGGUGACGACCGCCUGAAGAUCAAGAAUGCCGUGAAGAAGGUCAUCGCCAACAUGACCAUCGGCAAGGAUGUGAGCUCCCUCUUCCCGGAUGUCAUCAAGAACAUGCAGACCGAUGACAUCGAGCUCAAGAAGCUCGUCUACCUGUACCUGAUGAACUAUGCCAAGUCCCAGCCGGAGAUCGCCAUCCUGGCCGUCAACACCUUUGUCAAGGACAGCGAGGACAUGUCCAACCCGCUGCUCCGUGCGCUGGCCAUUCGCACUAUGGGCUGCAUUCGGGUGGAUCGCAUUGUCGACUACCUGUCCAUUCCCCUGAACAAGACCCUGGCCGAUCCGGAUCCCUAUGUCCGCAAGACCGCCGUCCUGGCCGUGGCCAAGAUGUUCGACAUCAACCCCUCCCUGUGCGAGGCCCAUGGCUACAUCAGCACCCUGCGCAACAUCGUCACCACCGAUGCCAACCCCAUGGUCGUGGCCAAUGCCGUGGCCGCUCUGACCGAGAUGAAUGAGGACUCCAACGGCACGGUCUUCCAGCUGAACCAGGCCACCCUGAACAAGCUGCUCACUGUGCUCAAUGAUGCCAAUGAGUGGGGCCAGAUUGUCAUCCUGGACGCCCUCUCCAAGUACACCACCACCAACCCCCGCGAGGCGGAGAACAUCUGCGAGCGCGUUCUCCCCCGCGUGGCGCAUGCCAACGCGGCCGUCGUGCUGACCGCGGUCCGUGUGCUUCUGCGCUUCGCCGCCAUCAUGGACAAGCAUGGCAUGGAGCAGCAGCUGCGCGCGGUCUACUCGAAGCUGGGUCCGCCUCUGGCCUCCCUGCUGUCCAACGAGCCCGAGGUGCAGUAUGUGGCCCUCCGAUGCAUUCGCCUGAUCCUGCGUCGCCUCCCCAGCGCCAUGACCCAGGACAUUCGGGUGUUCUUCUGCAAGUACAACGACACCCCCUAUGUCAAGCGCGAGAAGCUGGACAUCAUUGUUCGUCUGGCAACCGAGAAGAACGUCGCGCAGGUCCUCUCGGAGCUCAAGGAGUAUGCUCUGGAGGCGGAUGUGGAGUUCACGCGCCAUGCUCUGGAGGCCGUCGGCCAUGUGGCCCUGCGCCUGGGCCCCACGGCCGCCGAGCGUGCGGUCUCCAUCCUGAUGGAGCUCAUCCGCACCCGGGUCAGCCAUGUUGUUCAGGAUGCCAUCGUCGUCAUCAAGGACAUCUUCCGCAAGUACCCCAACCGCUAUGAGCUGGUCAUCCCGACCCUGUGCGACAACCUUGAGUCGCUGGAUGAGCCCAUGGCCCGUGCCUCGAUCAUCUGGAUUAUCGGUGAGUACGGUGAGCGCAUCGAGAAUGUCACCGAGCUGCUGACCCAGUUCCUGGACACCUUCGCCGAGGAUGCGGUGGUUGUCCAGCUGCAGCUGCUGACGGCCGUGGUCAAGGUCUUCCUGAAGCUCCCCUCCGUGGCCAAGGACCUGGUCCAGCGCGUUCUGCAGCUGGCCACCACGGCUUCGGAGAACUCGGACCUUCGCGACCGCGGCUACAUCUACUGGCGCCUGCUGUCCAGCGACCCGUCGGCCGCCAAGAGCAUCGUCCUUUCGGAGCGUGCGCCCAUUUCGCUGGACAUCGAUGAUGAUCUGCACCAGGCCGGGCCGGCCCUGCUGGACGACCUGAUUGCCAACAUCGGCAACCUGGCCUCCGUGUACCAUGUGUCUUCCGCGUCGCUUGUUGACCCGGACAAGGUGGCUCCGGUGGUCUUCCUUCGCCAGGGCGAGGGCGACGAGUCGGUGUCCUUCGGUGAUGCCGGGCAGACCCCGGGCGAGGGGGUCUCCCCGGCGGUCGGUGUCAGCGCCGGGCCCUCGGCCACCGGCACCCCGGCCGCUGCCCCCAAGGAGACGCCCAUGCUGUUGGAUCUGCUCAGCCUCGAUGACCCGGUGCUCCCGGCGGCCGGCAGCUCCACCGGCGGGCCCGCCACCACCGCCUCGGGUCUGGAGGAUCUGCUUGGCCUGAGCAUUUCUUCCACUCCAGCCCCGACGGCCAGCAAGUCCCCUGCUUCCGGGGGCAUUGAUGACCUGCUGGGUCUGAUGUCUUCCAACCCGGCUCCGGCCCCGGCUGCUGUCACCAGCGGCGGCAGCCCCCCCCACAUGAUGAUGGGGUCCAUGAUGAUGGGCGGCUCGCCGGUCAUGGCCGCGGCCACGCCGGCCGGCCAGACUGUGGUCCUGCAAUCGCAGCUCGGCCUCGGCCUGGAGGUGGCGGUGGCCUUCGAGCGCCAGACCCCCCAGGAUGAUGGUGCCCGCCUGGGGCUGACCCUGACCAAUCGCUCCGGUGCGCCGAUCGACGGUGUGGCCAUCUCCCUGGGGAAGAACUCCUUCGGCAUGGCCAUCCACCCUGCGGACCGGGCUCUCAUCCCGGCGGCCCUGGCUCCCGGCCAGCAGGCGGCCCUGACCCUGCGUGUGGUUUUCGGCGAUGCCGAGUCCCGCCAGCGUGUUGAGCCGGCCGACCAGCUGACCAUCGGCAUCCGCUCCGGCCAGCGUACCUUCACCUCGACCGCCAUCUCCGUGCCCUUCGAGCGUAUCCUCGCCCCGACCGCGGUGGCGGACGCCGGCCCCGGCGCGGCCAUCCCCGCUGGCCAGUAUGCCUCCAUGUGGGCCCAGGUGGCCGCCGGCGAGCUGGCCCACACCGUCGGCCAGCUGCCGCACCUCGGCUCGGUGGCCCGUGUGGUCGAGCAUCUGAACGCCCACCGGUUCUUCGUCAGCAACACCCAGAAGAGUGGCAACCUGGACGUCAUCUCCGUGUCGGUCCGGAUUGGCGGUGUCCUGGUUGUCCUGUCAGAUAUCGCCCUCCACCCUUCGAUGACCGCGAUCAAGGCCCUCAUCCGCACUCCGGCUGGCGGCGUCGCGCCCCUGUUCGCCAGUGCUCUGGAGCGCGUCAUGCGGAGCAUCUAA